UGGGCCUUAAAUCAUAAAAACUGCUCCAAAAAUGGAUUUCCCUUUGGGGAUAAAGCGUCUUUGAAUUUGAAUUAAAAUAAAAGCUCUCCUUUGUCUUGCUUUGCCUCUCUGGCUGCAGAAUGAGUGAGAGUGUGGCACAGGACCGGCUGCAGCUCCUGCAGACUUACCGCCUGCUGCAGUGGAUCCGUAACGACAAUCAGGCUGAGGUAGAGAGGAUCCUGGACCUCGGGGUGAAAGGUCUUAUCAAUCUGACGGCGCCGCAAGACGGCAUGGGGGCCCUCCACCUGGCAGUCUCACUCAAUCGUUCAGAGCUUGUGGACUUCCUGUUAUCCCGUCGAGCCCUGCCCGAUAUCCAAGACAAUUUGGGGCGUACCCCUGUUAUGUUGGCUGUUGAGGUGGGAAAUCUACCCAUGGUGACCCGGUUGGUCCAGAACCAAGCUGACAUGAAGCUCCUGGACGGUGAAGGCAAAGGUGUGCUGUUCUACUGCAGCUUACCCACCCAGAGCCACACCUCCUGCCUGCAGGUGGCGCUGGAGAACGGCGCGGAUGUCAACAACGUGUCAGCAGACGGGGUUCAUGUCUUCCAGCAGAUGUGUGAAAAAGCCCCCGAGUGCACCCCGCAGUGUCUCAUCAUGGUGGAGGCCGGCGCAGACCCCAGCGCCGUUAAUAAGAACACCGGCAUGACGGCGUUAAUGGCAGCGGUCAAGGCGGGCUCUCUGGAGCUCGUCAGAGCGAUUCUCAGGAGAGGCGGGAACCCCAACGUUAUGGACCAGAACCGGCUGACGGCGGUCCACUACGCCGCCAUGGUCGGCUGCACCGAGACGAUUCAGGUGCUGUCGGCGUACUCGGCAGACAUGGGAGAGAUCGACUUCACCGGGGCCACGCCCUUACACUACGCCGCUGCCACCGGCAACACCAGCUGCUGCAAGUUCUUAGCACAGAGAGGUUGUAACCCUAAACUGAAGAACCUGGAGGGCUUGCUGCCUCGUCAGAUUGCCAAGGACUCGGGUCACAAAGCAGCAGCCAUGGAGCUGCGUAAAGCAGAGAAGCAGCAGGGGAAAAGCAGCAGCGAGUCCAGCGACGCCUCCCCGACGUCAGCGCUCUGGGCGCUGACCCUCCACGACUGGUCCCACGAGUGUCAGGCCGACCUGCAGCGAGCCUUUGGGGACGCCUCCCACGCGGUCGACGUGUGCACCUUCACGUCCGUGUUGCAGGAGCUGAAAGCGCCGGUGGACCUGGAUCAGCUCGGUAAAGUCGUCUCAGCCCACGACACCAACACACAGGGAUGCAUCGACCUUGACGACUUCCUCAAAGGUGCCAAGUACAUCCAGAAAGCCUUUCUCCUCUCCUCGUACAUGCCGAAAAAGGAAAAGGCCGCAAAAGGAGCGGAAGGAGGGAAGAAGAAGAAGGAGAAAAGUAAAUCUUUCCUCCCGCCCAUUUGCAUCAUGCCAAUAGAGAAAAUGCCCCGGCGGCCGGACGGAGGCCCUCCCUACUUCAUGAUCGAAAAAUACUUCAAGGGCCCGGACGGGUGGUGCCCUGACAAACCAGACAAAGUAUACGUCAACAUCAACGACUGUGUGAAGAAUGGAGACCUGAAGUCGCUGGAGCUCGCCUUCAGCCAGGGGGUGCCGGUGGACGUCCAGGAUGAGUAUUACGACUCGCCGCUGAUGACGGCCUGCUGCAGCGGGCGCCUCCAGAUGGUGCAGUACCUCCUCAGCUGCGGGGCUGACGUGAACCUGACCGACCAGUUAUUCUGGACACCGCUGCACCACGCCGCUCACGCGGGACACACGGCCAUCGCUGAGCUCCUGAUCCAGGCGGGGGCCUCCGUAAACGCCCGGACCCUGUGUGGGGGCACGCCCCUCAUGGGGGCCAUCCAGAGCUGCCGCCCCUCCUGCGUGGAGCUCCUCAUCAACGCCGGGGCCAACGUGAACGCAAAGGCCAACUCAGGACAAAACUGCGUGGAUUUCGCUGUGCAGUUCUCAGGGCCUGAAGUCAUCAACUUGGUCAAACUCAAGAUGGCUUCACUGCCUGAAGCAAAGGCUGCAGCGAAGGGGAAGGGGGGUAAAAACCAAACGCCUAAAUCUGCCAAAAAGAAAGUAGCCAAGUAACUCUGUUACAACCUUUAACAUCGACGAACGUCGACGGCAAGUAUUAAAAGUUCUCUGAUCUGAAGCCCUUUUUGUUUACUCUACUUGUUGUCUGCUUCUUCAUCCAUCCAUCCAUCCAUCCAUCCAUCCAUGCAUCCAUCCAUCCAUCCAUCCAUCCAUCCAUCCAUCCAUCCAUCCAUCCAUUCUUAGCCCAGACCUCCCUCCCCCCAGAAACUUCCUCCAGCGCUCCAGGGGAGU
Molecule: messenger RNA, 2348 nt
Organism: Cololabis saira (Pacific saury)
Lineage: Eukaryota; Metazoa; Chordata; Actinopteri; Beloniformes; Belonidae
Product: ankyrin repeat and EF-hand domain-containing protein 1-like
Exons: 8
Coding region: 120-2111 (663 amino acids)
Molecular function (GO): calcium ion binding; protein binding
Source: RefSeq, a predicted model, not a curated record